AUGCUAUCCCCGCAGAACAACCAGAUCUGCUUCGCCACCCCGCAGGGCUGGAUCUUCAUCCUGCACGGCGCCGCCCCGUGGGAGACCUGGCUGUGGCAUCCGGUCACCGGAGAGACCAUACCCCUCCCGCCCAUACGAGACGACCACUACAUCCCCACCAACUGCACCUGCUACCUCACCAACAGCUUCGCCGCGUAUCCUGAGUGCGCCGUCGUGCUGCUCGACGUCGCUGACCCUGAUAUGUGGUUCCGCCGAAUCAACGGAGGAAGUAGUAGGGAAUGGGCGCAGCACACAUAUGACGUCGGCGAGUAUACUCUUCCAGAGGGCGACAGCGACGACGACUGCACUUCCACUCCCCCGACCAAGAGAGUCAUAGCUGGCGUGGCCGCCGCCCUGGGUGGGAAGCUGCAUUUCAUCUUCUCAGAAUCAAACCAAUACAAGAUGGGCGUCGUUCACCUCGACUUCGGAACCCCUGCCCCUACGGCUGAGCUUCACACGCUGGAGGACGUGGACGCCGCCAUCACUCUGCCGGAAGGCAUGUGCUCCGGCGUGACCAGGUUGCUGGAGUCAAAGGGGGAGCUUUUCCAGGUCUGCGUUUGCUUCCGGGGAUUUGACCCCAACGACAUCGGCGCCGUCCUUGUCCUCAAGAUGGAUUUCGACCAUGGCCGCCGCUGGCGCAAGGUGCGUGACAUUGGAGACAGGGUCUUCAUGUUGGCUCAUGGAGGCAAUGCGGUUUCUUGCCCGGCGAGCGCGUGCAACCUGCAAAGGAACCGCGUCUACUUCAUGAAGAACUUCCUCGAGGAUGAUGGGGAUCUGUGCAUCUACGACCUGAUGGAAGAAGUCCUUGAGAUUCUUGUGGUUCAUGAAAGGGACUUGACUCUUGCACGCACCAAACCUUAUUGGAUUGUACCGCCUACUGCCUAG
This is a messenger RNA of Aegilops tauschii subsp. strangulata, 924 nucleotides long. RefSeq lists its product as uncharacterized. NCBI's taxonomy places the organism in Eukaryota, Viridiplantae, Streptophyta, Magnoliopsida, Poales, Poaceae. The record is from RefSeq and is a predicted model, not a curated record.